This is a messenger RNA of Iphiclides podalirius (scarce swallowtail), 378 nucleotides long. NCBI's taxonomy places the organism in Eukaryota, Metazoa, Arthropoda, Insecta, Lepidoptera, Papilionidae. The record is from the annotation of a GenBank genome assembly.
AUGACGUCACACCCCCCCCCCCCCCCCCCCCCCCCGCGCUCGAAAAGCAAGGGGGGGGAGCACCACGUCAUCGAUCGGACGGGUUCGGUCCGCGAAACGGGGGGGGGGGGGGGGGGGGGAGCGGGGCUGGGUCGACCUUCCGGCGCCGUCCGUCGAGAAUGGUCACCAGUGUUCGCCGUUGCACGAAUGGACAGGACCGUCCGGCUAAGUACCACGAGACCGCUGUCGCUCGUCGCUCACGCCGCGCCCGGCGCCACGGUGACCGAGACGGCGGCGGAUCGAUGCGGGCCGCUCGCGUCGACCCUCUCCCUCACUCCGCCCGUUGUGCGAGCGAGACGGCUGCGGGGCCACGCAGUGCGCGUGCACGCGAUUUCUUUU